Molecule: messenger RNA, 995 nt
Organism: Cololabis saira (Pacific saury)
Lineage: Eukaryota; Metazoa; Chordata; Actinopteri; Beloniformes; Belonidae
Gene: cdkn2c
Product: cyclin-dependent kinase inhibitor 2C (p18, inhibits CDK4)
Exons: 3
Coding region: 428-922 (164 amino acids)
Biological process (GO): regulation of cyclin-dependent protein serine/threonine kinase activity; negative regulation of cell population proliferation
Cellular component (GO): nucleus
Molecular function (GO): cyclin-dependent protein serine/threonine kinase inhibitor activity; protein kinase binding
Source: RefSeq, a predicted model, not a curated record
AAAAUUAAAUCUGUUUGUGGGGAAAUGGCUGACUAUACAUUUUUCAUGGAGCUAUCUAUAAUGAAUUCAUAAUCUUGUAAUUAUAAUGUCAUUGUUUACUCUGUUAUCAUAACAUGUAUUUGAGGAAGAAAGAAAAAAGAAAGACAAUCAUUUCACAUUCUCAUUUCUCCUCAUCAUAUUUUAUGAAAUUAUGCUUUCUGUAUACUGUAUAACCUAUCUUCAAAAUCCUCUACAUCAGUCUGAAGGGUUAAAAAGUAAUCAGAAUUGCAAUUCAAUGCCUAUGAUGCAAAUGGGAAGGGGAGGUGCUAAGAGCUAGGUAUAUGAUCAGAGUACCACUCUGAAUCGUGCCCUGUGGCUUCCUCCUGAGCACUUGCAAGCCUGGAUCAUCCCUUUUGUCAGUUUUUUUGUAACCCUUUAUUUUUUAAUAAUGGCCGACUGGGUAGCAUCAGAUAAGCUCUGCAAUGCUUCUGCCACUGGAGAUGUAAAAACAGUAGUGGAUUUGCUGAAAAAAGGAGCUGAUGUCAAUGGAUUUAAUCAGUUCAACAGAACUGCUCUGCAGGUCGUCAUGCUGGGCCACAGCCGGCUCAUCCAGGUGCUGCUGGCCGCGGGCGCGGACCCCGACCUGCCUGACCCGCGGCUCGGGCUCACCGUGACCCACGACGCGGCGCGCCAAGGCUUCGGGGAGUCGGUGCGGGUGCUGGUGUCCGGCGGCGCGGACGUGAACUUGUUGGACUGGGACGGGAACCUGCCGCUGCACCUGGCCGCCGCGGGGGGCCACCUGGAGGCGCUGCGGGCGCUGCUGCCCCGCACCGCCGACCCGGGCCAGGCCGAUGGCUGGGGCCGCUCGCCCUGGAGACUGGCCAUAGACCACCAGCAGCUGGACGCAGCCGCCGCCAUCAGCCAGUACCUGGACCACGACUGAAGAAGACUAUGAAGAUCACAACAUUAACCAAAGUAACUAACUGUUUUUGGUUAAUGUGAAUAAAAAAACUACA